AAUAGCAGCUUCGCUGGCAGAUACGGUAGAUCCACAAGAUGCCCGACUCUGGACUCCGGACUGGACGAUGGCCGUCGAUGGCAAUGUGGUUGCUCGUGGCAUGGAGGUGAUGCGGGUGACAUGGACUCGACUCGAGUACCAGGUAACCAUACUGUACCGCUACCAGGUAGGAGCUUCCCUCGGUUUGCUGUCCCUUCUGCGGUUGAGUCUGAACCUCUUGUUACUAAUGGAUUGCUCCUCUGGAAGCCAUUGAAGCGCAACUAUUAAUACCGUACUCAUGAUGACGGAUUCCAAUACUAACAAUAAUAAUGAAGUACGGCAACUGCUACAAGGUCUGUUGCGGACACUCCGUCAACCCGACUUGGACAGCACUCGGGACGCCAAGACACGGUUGGCACAAUCCGUGACCGAAGGAUCUUUGACACCCUUUCAGAUCCACCAAGAGUUGUUGGCCCAAGCCGUACAAAGUAUCCCUGUAAACGGAUAUAUUAUGGGAACUGCCACGGAAGGCUUUGUCUCCACGGGCCCUCCCGCGGGUCCUGGCACCUUGUCAGUUCCCGACGCGAUAGUGCAGAUUGUCGCACAAGGAAUCGACACUGUAGUACCAGGGAUUGAGUGGACGGAAUUGUCCUCGGACGAUUUGACCACCAUGGCACCACUCUAUGCAUUGGUAUUGGCAGCCUACCGCCGUGCCGAUGAUAUGCGAUCAUUCCUGGAAACACUACUGGUGCUGCAAGACGACAACCACCCAAAUUUGUUGUUGACGGAACUGGUAGAUGGCAAUCAUGACCGACUGGGUUCCCCACUUCGAUUGGCGGCUCGAGUAGGAGCCAAGCAAUGCGUCGAGCUGUUGCUGCAACUGGGUCAUGCCAAUCCCAAUCAACGCCAUGGUCCCAGCUAUGCCCAUUACACCACUUCCAUUUUGGUGGCAGUCUUGCAAGUACUGCAGCAUGACCUGGUGAAUCCUACUCAAGCCGUAGGAGCAGCAGAACCCGUCGAUUAUCCAGGUGUCAUGACGGCUCUUUUGAAAGGAGGGGCUCAAGUGCAUCUCGUUGAAGCACAACAGGCCAUGCAAAUUCCAAACAACCAUAGAGCCAUACUGGAGCAAUUGCUACAAGCCGGUUUGGAAAACGAAACACUGACUCUGGAUGAUGACUUGGUCGCUUUGGCACCUACGGCCAUUUUCAUGGACGCCAAGGAACAAAAGGAAGAAUCGUCCAGUACUACGCAAGUGUCUCGAUUGGCAUUGUUGUUGCCUCAUGGUGUGGAUCCCAAUGAAACCAUUGCCGAUCUGGUCGUGCCAUGGACAACAUCUGGAGGAGAAUCACCAGAAAAAGUCACGAGCCUUCUCGAAAUUGCCAUUCAGGCCAAUGAUGUACGGGGACUCCAAGCCUUGUUGGAAACGGGUGCUUCGCUCCUGGACAGUGGUGUGUUGGAUAGAGUUUUGACCACAGCCUUGUCCGAAGCCAUGCUGUAUGCAUUGGACAAUGCCUUGGAAUUGGAACUUUCCAACAAAGUUACAAAACAGCAGGUACUACAAAUUAGUCCUCCUACUCUGUCCAUUCAUUCUGGAAUGGCUUGGGUAGGCAAUGUCCCUGACUUUCAAACAUAUAUUCGGAACAAAAUAAAUCCACCCAAAUAUCCCAAACUGGACGAUCAAUUCUUGGCGGCUCGAAAGAAACGAGAAGCAUUGAGGGCGUCUCGCACCAACGACAAGGUCGAAUUUCCAGAUUUGCCCGCGCAAACGGGGGAUUGGAUUGUCGUGACGCCGUUGCCCACUCUGCAAUUGGUCUUUCAUGUCGAUUGUCCGGAAGACUACCUACUGGGGGCCAUUACUGGGGCCAUGUAUGGAGGGUUCACCGACGGCGCGUGGAAUCCACUGAUGCCGCCCGAAAAAGAAAUGUACUUUACUGGACGCAUGACAUUUUCGGAAGAAGACCCUCGUCAUGUCACUUGGUUUAUGGAUGCUGUUCCUGUAGAUGAUGGCAGUUCUGCGGAUGAUACGUCUCCUGUCGUUGAAGCAAUGAAGGAUGUGGCCGUUCCCGAUGCUAGCGUGCUGGAGAGAUUGCAGUCAGUGUCUCUGGUGGGAACGUGGCAAAGCAACAACGACAAUCCGCAACAAACUGCCGCCAUGUGGACAUGCCGACAAGAGUACCGCUAUGGAAUCAUGGCAGGCUCGCAAGCCUUUAUCAGUAUUGGAUACGAAGCUAUGGAUUUGCCUGCCGAAAAAGUUGCAACUGUGUUGGAUACCGUGCUGAGAGCGAAACAUCAUUAUCACCACCCAGACGCAUCAGCCGCGCCAUUCUUCCAUCGGACACGGUUCAGUACCAGUCAUGCGGAUUAUGUAGCGCAGGUCCCAAAGAAACGUACUCCGGCUGAAAUCUUUGAACAUAAUGUGACAAACGGGGCAAAGUACACUGGAUUGGACGAUUGGUGGGGUGAAAUCCCGCCAAAGGAAGAAACGCGGCGGUUCUCACCCGAUGAUCGAAUCUACAAUCCGGAAACCAUCAACGCCAUGUUGCAGCACAAGUUCAACGUGUCCAUGGCUCGGGGACUUGAAGAAGACGUUACACUGCUGAUUGAUGAACUAGUGAUGAUGUUUCUCCACACGAUGAUCGUCCCAGGGGUGGUCAAGAUUGCGAAGGACGCCGCAGGAGAAAUCACAGUGGACACUUUGUCCAACCAGUUGGCAGACGAAGGUUUUUCUAACGACAAAAGCAAGGAUGGUAUCAAUUACCAUUGCUUCAAGCGGUUGACAAAGCUGGACGAGGAAGCCAACGAAGGCAGCCAGCAAGGCGAGUCGGCUUCCCCUCCAGACGAUUGCCUUGCCCCAGAGAACGCUGCUGCACUAAAAGAUCGCAUUGGGGUGUUUCUGAAGAAACACGUCUUGACCGCUGAACAAAGCAUCGAGAACAGCAGAGCCAUGCCACUGAUCACCGAGGCCGACUUUCUGGAGAGAAUCCUCUCGGUCUGCCAGUUCUUGGUCCAUGAAGUUUUGGAGCUGUCCAACAACGGCCGACGGGAUAGUAACUUACCGUCCAUUGUUCCCAGGCACGUUCGAUCGAGCGUAUCGGGAGACACGGAGUUGGAGGAAGCUUUCAGUUCCAACCUCGUGAUGGAGUUCUACUAUCCGGCACAUCAGAAACAAGAUGAAGAGUAA
Messenger RNA from Seminavis robusta, 3160 nucleotides. The record is from the annotation of a GenBank genome assembly. Lineage: Eukaryota; Bacillariophyta; Bacillariophyceae; Naviculales; Naviculaceae.